AUGUCCAAGGGCUUGAAGAAGAAAAGCCACUGGACGAGCCGAGUCCAUGAGUGUGUCAUCGUGAGGAACCAGGAGGGCCAGCUGGGCUUCGAGCUCAAGGGGGGAGCCGAGAACGGGCAGUUCCCGUACCUGGGGGAGGUCAAGCCCGGCAAGGUGGUCUACGAAAGCGGCGGCAAGUUGGUGCCCGAGGAGCUGCUUUUGGAGGUGAACGAGACCCCCGUGGCCGGGCUCACCAUCAGGGAUGUGCUCGCCGUGAUCAAGCACUGCAAGGACCCCAUCCGGCUCAAGUGUGUCAAGCAAGGAGGCAUUGUUGAUAAGGAUCUUCGUCACUACCUCAAUUUACGGUUCCAGAAAGGUUCAGUGGACCACGAGCUCCAGCAGAUCAUCCGAGACAAUCUCUACCUCCGAACAGUGCCAUGCACUACAAGGCCUCAUAAGGAGGGGGAAGUCCCUGGUGUGGAUUAUAUUUUCAUCACUGUUGAAGAUUUUAUGGAACUAGAGAAAAGUGGUGCUCUUUUAGAAAGUGGAACAUAUGAAGACAACUACUACGGUACUCCAAAGCCUCCAGCAGAGCCAGCCCCGUUAUUGUUAAAUGUAACAGACCAGAUACUCCCAGGUGCAACACCCAGUGCUGAAGGCAAACGCAAAAGAAAUAAGUCUGUGAGCAAUAUGGAGAAGACUGGCAUAGAGCCUCCGGAGGAAGAGGAGGAAGAACGAGCUGUAGUCAACGGGAAUGGCAUGGCAAUAACACCAGAAUCAAGUGAACAUGAAGAGAAGAGUACAGGUGCCUCAGGUGAAACUUCUUCUCAGCCUUAUCCUGCACCCGUCUACAGCCAACCUGAAGAAGUGAAGGAGGAUAUGGAUGUAACAAAACCACCAAAACCUGAAGAAAAUGAUGAAUUGGGCCCAUUGCCUGACAACUGGGAAAUGGCGUACACAGAGAAGGGAGAAGUCUACUUUAUUGACCAUAACACAAAGACAACAUCAUGGCUGGAUCCACGACUUGCGAAAAAGGCUAAACCUCCGGAAGAGUGCAAAGAAAAUGAGCUACCAUAUGGCUGGGAGAAAAUUGAUGAUCCCAUUUAUGGCACUUAUUAUGUUGACCACAUAAAUAGAAGGACACAAUUUGAAAAUCCUGUUUUGGAAGCAAAAAGGAAGCUACAACAGCGUACCAUGCCCAACGCAGAACUUGGAAGCAAGCCUAUGCCGGCCCUAGGUUUCCGAGAAAAACCGCUUUUCACCCGUGAUGCCUCACAACUGAAGGGGACUUUCCUCAGCACCACCCUUAAAAAAAGCAAUAUGGGCUUUGGAUUUACCAUCAUUGGUGGGGAUGAGCCCGACGAGUUUCUCCAGGUGAAGAGUGUCAUUCCCGAUGGGCCUGCAGCACAGGAUGGCAAAAUGGAAACAGGUGAUGUCAUUGUCUAUAUUAAUGAAGUUUGUGUCCUUGGGCAUACUCACGCAGAUGUAGUCAAACUCUUCCAGUCUGUUCCCAUUGGUCAGAGUGUCAACCUGGUGCUAUGUCGUGGAUACCCUCUGCCCUUUGAUCCUGAAGAUCCUGCCAACAGCAUGGUGCCACCACUUGCAGUCAUGGAGAGGCCUCCAGUAGUAGUAAAUGGAAGACAUAACUAUGAAACUUAUUUGGAAUACAUUUCUAGAACUUCUCAAUCUGUUCCAGAUGUAACAGAUCGGCCACCACAUCCCUUGCACUCCAUUCCAGCAGAUAGUCAGCUUGAUAGCACAUUCCCACCACCUGUUCAUGAUGAUAAUGUAUCCAUGGCUUCUUCUGGGGCCACACAAGCUGAACUCAUGACCUUAACCAUUGUGAAAGGGGCCCAGGGCUUUGGCUUCACUAUAGCAGACAGUCCCACAGGACAGAGAGUGAAGCAAAUUCUAGACAUUCAGGGGUGCCCUGGUUUAUGUGAAGGUGACCUCAUUGUUGAGAUCAACCAGCAGAAUGUACAGAACCUGAGCCAUGCAGAAGUAGUGGAUAUACUUAAAGAAUGUCCAGUUGGAAGUGAGACUUCUUUGAUUAUCCAUAGAGGAGGAUUCUUUUCACCAUGGAAGACUCCAAAGCCUAUGAUGGAACGAUGGGAGAAUCAAGGCAGUCCGCAGACAAGUUUAUCUGCUCCAGCUAUACCACAGAAUAUUCCCUUUCCACCCACCCUUCACAGGAGUUCUUUUCCUGAUUCAACAGAGGCCUUCGACCCGAGAAAACCUGACCCAUAUGAGCUGUAUGAGAAAUCACGAGCUAUUUAUGAAAGUAGGCAGCAAGUGCCACCCAGGACUGGCUUUCGAAUGGAUUCCUCUGGUUCUGAUUACAAGGACUUGGAUGUUCAUCUUCGGAGAAUGGAAUCUGGAUUUGGCUUCAGAAUUCUUGGAGGAGAUGAACCUGGACAGCCAAUUCUAAUUGGAGCGGUAAUUGCUAUGGGCUCAGCAGACAGAGAUGGUCGCCUACAUCCUGGUGAUGAGUUGGUCUAUGUAGAUGGAAUUCCAGUGGCUGGCAAAACCCACCGAUACGUGAUUGAUCUCAUGCAUAACGCAGCUCGAAAUGGGCAAGUGAAUCUAACUGUGAGAAGAAAGGUGCUACCCACAGGAGAACCGUGCCCAGAGAAUGGAAGAAGUCCAGGCUCUGUGUCUACACACCACAGUUCUCCAAGAAGUGACUAUGCCACAUAUGCUAACAGCAAUCACGCUGGAUCGAGUAGCAAUGCUACACCCCCAGAGGGCUUUGCUUCGCACAGCUUGCAAACCAGCGAUGUCAUCAUCCAUCGCAAAGAGAACGAAGGAUUUGGCUUUGUUAUCAUUAGCUCCUUGAAUAGGCCUGAAUCCGGAUCUACAAUUACUGUACCCCACAAAAUAGGCCGGAUAAUUGAUGGAAGUCCUGCUGAUCGCUGUGCGAAACUAAAAGUCGGAGACCGGAUCUUAGCUGUGAAUGGCCAGUCUAUUAUUAACAUGCCUCAUGCAGAUAUCGUGAAGCUAAUUAAAGAUGCUGGUCUUAGUGUAACUCUUCGCAUCAUUCCUCAGGAGGAGCUGAACAGCCCAGCUUCCGCACCCAGCUCAGAGAAACAGAGCCCCAUGGCACAACAGCACAGCCCCAUGGCUCAGCAGAGCCCCCUAUCACAGCAGAGCCCUGUAGCACAGCAGAGCCCCGUAGCACAGCCGGCACCUCCACAGCCACUCCAAUCUCAAGGACACGAAAACAGUUAUAGGUCAGAGGUAAAAGCACGGCAGGAUGUGAAACCCGACAUCCGGCAACCUCCAUUUACAGACUAUAGGCAGCCUUCAACGGAUUAUCGGCAGCCGCCAUUAGACUACCGGCAUCCUCCAGUAUUGGAUUACCAGCAGCCGCCACCUCUGGACUACAGGCAGCCCCCUUUGAUAGACUACAGGCAACAUUCUCCGGACACCAGGCAGUACCCCUUGUCAGAUUACAGACAGCCCCAGGAUUUUGAUUAUUUUACUGUUGACAUGGAGAAGGGAGCCAAAGGAUUUGGAUUCAGUAUUCGAGGAGGAAGAGAGUACAAAAUGGAUCUCUAUGUGUUGAGGUUGGCAGAAGAUGGGCCAGCAAUAAGAAAUGGAAGAAUGAGGGUGGGGGAUCAAAUAAUUGAAAUUAAUGGAGAAACCACAAGGGACAUGACACAUGCCAGAGCAAUAGAACUUAUCAAAUCCGGCGGCAGGAGAGUACGGUUGCUGUUGAAACGUGGAACCGGACAGGUCCCUGAAUAUGACGAACCAAACUCCUGGAGUUCUCCCGCUGCCACCUCCCCAGGUCUGCCGGAAGUAACUAUUUCCCUUGAUGACAUUGUCUCACCAUUAUCUUCAUCACAUCUAGCCCAGCCCUCUGACCCUUCCCACCAGAUAAACCCAGAACCAACAUGGGAUAUCAAGAGGGAACAUGAUGUAAGAAAACCAAAGGAGCUUUCAGCAAACGGCCACAAAAAGAAAAGGUUAGGUGAGCAAAGAGAAAGGUCUGCAAGUCCGAAAAAGGUAGACAGGUCGAAGCACGAAGAGGCUUCCCGGAAAGGAAGCUCAGACGGAAAGAGUAAGGCUGGUGAAAGCGGCCGGCCAGCAUCAGAAUGUAAGGCAGCCGGACUAAGCACAAUGGCCGAGGCUGGAGUGCGAGAUCACGGGAGCGCCGGAAACCAUGAUGAUUCGGCUGGGAGGGCCAAGUGGCUGGAAAGCAAAAGAGGUGGAUCACUCGGAGCGAAAGAUCUCAAUGCCGCAGGUGUCACAGAGAAGAAACCGGCUGCAGCUUCCGAACACGUCAAGCUGGAUUCCAUUGGUGCUACAAAGGCGUACAGUAGCAAUAGCUGCAGCUCUCACGGAAGUGACCUGGAUCACAACCCGAAGGAAUCUGACCGUAAGCCCAGCGAGUUCCCACGGAAGGGACAUCUCCACUCCAUUCACACACGCAGCACCAACCCUACAGCUCGGAAGGCAACUGUCUCACCGGGACCGUGGAAGAUCCCUGGUUCUGAUAAGCUAUCUGGUGUACUAAAAUCAGGCACUUCUGCCAUGAGCAGAUAAAUCAGCGACUCUUGCCUUCUAACUGUUUCACAGUGAUGCAGAACCUCCUCCUUCGCGUCUGUCUCACAUUGAUUUACUUUAAUUUAUUUUAACGAUCACACACACACAUGCUCAAAACAUUGAGAAAUGGAAACAAUCAUGUGUAAUUCCAUGACAACGUGCAUAGCGUCUUAAUAAGUUGAAGCAACAUGUAGUCACACAGUAUUUAAAUGUGACCCUGAAGUCCCUAGAAUUCAUUUCAGAGACUUUGGCAGCUAUGGAAGAAACCAAAAUAAUAUGAAGGACAGUCGACCACAAGGACAGUGCAGUGUAGCUUUAGUAUGUUGUUUUCCACUGCAUGAAGGACUCGGGAUUUUCAUUCAAACUUUAUAUCAAGAAACUGGAAGAAGUUAGAGCAAUCACAAACUGGAACAUCGCCUUAAAUAAAACUGCACGGAGCAAGCUAAAAGUGGAAAUAGAAUCUUUUAUCUGCGUUAAAUGUUGUAAAUAAAUUGUUCUCGACAUAUCCAGACAGGGGGUUAAAGCAUUUGAAAUUGUACAUCCAUGACCUGUCUCCACUGUUAACCCUUUGGAAUAGACCACCCAAAACCAGUAGCAUAAUUCAUUAUGCAAGGUGAGGAACCCCUAGUGCGAUUAGCUGGUGCGAUACCAUGUCUACUGCCAUUUUUGUGAACAAACCAUAUUCCUGUACGUUGGGGGGGAAAGAGUUAAGGUGGGAAUUGUAUUUGCUAAUCUAGCCUCGAAAGCAAUUUACCACAGGUUAUUACCCCCACACACACUCUUACACACGUACACACACACUUACACACAUGCACACACACACUGGGAUUACCAGGUACCACACAAAACUCAACAAGGAGAACUAUAACCUGCAGUUCCCAGACCACUAUAAUGAGAGGGUGAUUCUUGACAGAUUAAAAGCUGCAGUUUCCUUUCAUAACGGCCUCUGCCUCCUGCAGGAAUUCAUAAGUGUCUCAAUACUUGUUCGACUUCCUUUUAAUAAUAUUCCUUUUAACCUUGAGUUCCUCUAAGAAUUUGAAGAAGAGGUCCCCCCAAAAAUAAAAUAAAGUCACAUAUCCAUUCAGGCAUCCAGCUCUUUUCUUCCUUCCAUGUUCUUCUUUGUCUUUCUUGCUUUUCACUUCCAAAUCUUAAGUGCCAUGAGAACAUUUCGUUCCACACCGAUGAGGUACAACUUCUCCAAUGAGCUCCAUCAGUCGGCUCUUUUUACCUGAGAGGUUUGCUAAUUUUUUUCCAGCAACAGCAAUACAAACAAGAGCGGCAGCAGCAGCAGCAGCACUCAGUAAUAAUGUGUGUUUUUUUAAUAAUAAAAAAAUCACGACGUUGAUUACACUUGGGAAUAUGUGUCUUUGGCAAACCCUCAUGUGACCUGGAAAUAUACACUGCUCUCAAUGACUGAGCGAUAUCCAGUUGCUGUUUAAGGUCAGUGGAAGUUUUGAUUUGGAGAAGGGUGUGAGGAGGUGAUGGGAUGUUAGCCAUUAAGAUUACAUUUGGUGCGAGAGACUGGCCUCUUGCUAGCUCUCUCAGGCCAUUUAUCAGCAAGAGCUGCUCAAGUUUCAUUUUUUUUUCCUUCAGGAGAGAUAGAAACAUCUUUCUACAGAAAUAGUUGGAAAAGAGGAAAGAAAGGAUCUUGCACCUUUGAAACAAGAUGCUUAUUUAAGAACUAGUCCCAUUAUAAUUUUUUAAGAAAGCACAAAGAUAUGUAGCUGUUUACAAAAUAUAUAUAUAGUUUUUAAUUAAGAAAUUAGAGAUAUAUCUUUAUCCCCGACCUAGAUGUUUGGCAUAAUUUGCUGUUAAUUUAUUAAAUCUGGAUUUUGGACAGUACUUCCCUAGUCUAAAUGGAAAUGCAUGUCCAACGAUAUUAUUUCCUACACGUAAUGAACAGAAACAAACAGCACUGGGGAGGGGGAAAAAACACCAAUUGAGAUUAUGCUUGCAUAAGCUCUGAUUUGCACAGUGCCCGGCGACUCAUUGUGCAGUAAUUGCUUUAUGCAGCUGUAAUUGAUAACCUGUGAAGACAGCACAUCAUCUAAACCCCAUUCCAAAUAAUAUUUCUGUGUAGUGUUAGCUGUGAAUUUACCUUGUACAGCUCUAUCGCUAUAAAUAUAAUUCCAUGUAUUAAUAGUCACAGAAAGGCUGUAAGUGAGCAACUAUUUUUAUGAAACGCACCACUAUGGAUAAAUUAACUUUUACAGAAAUCUUGUUUACUGUAUGAUAUUCUAAACCACUCAAAUAAAAUAUAUA
Elgaria multicarinata webbii is the source of this 6789-nucleotide messenger RNA. RefSeq names its product membrane associated guanylate kinase, WW and PDZ domain containing 2 (gene MAGI2). Gene Ontology annotation, molecular function: beta-1 adrenergic receptor binding; SMAD binding; type II activin receptor binding. Gene Ontology annotation, biological process: receptor clustering; signal transduction. The record is from RefSeq and is a predicted model, not a curated record. The coding region runs from base 1 to 4527 and encodes 1508 amino acids. NCBI's taxonomy places the organism in Eukaryota, Metazoa, Chordata, Lepidosauria, Squamata, Anguidae. Gene Ontology annotation, cellular component: cell-cell junction; dendrite; cytoplasm. The transcript is spliced from 22 exons.